Messenger RNA from Candidula unifasciata, 4028 nucleotides. The record is from the annotation of a GenBank genome assembly. Lineage: Eukaryota; Metazoa; Mollusca; Gastropoda; Stylommatophora; Geomitridae.
ACAAUGCUUAUGACCCAGAUGUUAGUGCUUCUGAACUGUUGAUAGAUCAUAUUGAUAUCCGUGGUCUUCCGUGCCUCAUUUUCUUGGAUAAUGGAGCUGGAAUGGAUAGAGAUCAUCUGCUCAAGAUGCUAAGCUUUGGUUUCUGUGAGAAAGAAAUCUAUGAGAAACAGGGCUCCCACCAGCCCAUUGGUCAUUAUGGAAAUGGCUUUAAGUCUGGCUCCAUGCGCAUUGGACAGGAUGCUUUGGUCUUCACCAGGUGUCAGAAAAGUGCAUGCAUUGGGUUUCUGUCACAGACCUACCUGACGGCCAUGCAGUCCGACUCUGUAACUUCACUGGAACGCAUCAAGAGCCAGGAGUCACGGAACAACCUCAAUGCCAUCCUUGAAUACUCUGUGUUUAGACUGGAGAAUGAACUAAAGGAAGAAUUGAAAGCAUUGGAGGGUUCUAAGACAGGAACCAAAAUUAUCAUCUCUAAUCUUAAAAGGCUACAAGAUGGUACCUAUGAGCUGGACUUUGCCAGUGAUCCCACAGAUAUCCGUUGUCCAGAAGCCCAUGAGAUUGACAUGACAUCCGUCUACCACCGCCCCAUCCAACAGUACACUUCUGAGUACAAGCGUUCCUUACGGGAAUACUGCAGCAUUUUGUUUCUGCGACCACGGAUGAAAAUCACUAUAAGGGGCAUGCGGGUCAAAUCCAAGCUGAUUUCCAAGUCACUGUCUAACACAGAGAUAGACAUGUAUAAACCAACAUGGCUGUCACGCCCAGUGAAAAUCAUCUUUGGCUUCACGUGUGACAAGGGAAGAGAAGAUGAUUCUGAUUAUGGCAUGAUGCUUUACCAUAGAAACAGACUUAUCAAGGCUUUUGAGAAAGUGGGAUACCAGAAACAGCCAAAUGGUCUGGGUGUUGGUGUUGUUGGAGUUGCACAAGUCGACUUUCUGCAGCCGAUCCACAACAAGCAGGACUUCGAAAAGGAUGAGAAGUUCCAUUCUGUAAUGGCAGCAUUUUCUAAUAAAUUAAAUGAUUACUGGAAUGAGAAAAAGGGAUCAAAUGUUCCAGUAUCUGCACAGCCUGCCAGGAAUCAUCCUGAUUGGUUGUGGGCUCAGUGCGACCAUUGCCUCAAGUGGCGACGGCUGCCAGAUAAUAUUGAUAGUGAUUCGUUGCCAGAGUCAUGGUACUGCAGGAUGAACCCAGAUGCUACACACAAUCGCUGUGAUAUACCUGAGGAACCAGAGGAUGAAGAUUUGGCUGUCAGGCCUACAUAUGAGAAAACAUUCAAGAAAAAGCAAGAGGAGAGGAAGAGGUUGCAGCAGAUGGAGAAAGAGAAAGAGGAGGAAGCUAAAAGGAGAAAGAUCAUGGAAAAGGAAAGGGAGCUGAAAGAAAAAGAAGCAGCCCUGAGAGCUAUACAGCAGGUGGCAGCUGCCAAGCCACUGCUUAUUUAUCAGUUGCAGGAAAAUAAAGCUGUGAUGUCAUUACAACGAGCAUUAGCUGAAGCUCGUCGCAAAGAAGAGCAGCAAAAACGUUUGAUACUGCAGAUGCAGGAGCAGAAGAAAGCCAUGGAGGAGCAGAGAAACUCACUGUUACAGUUGGCAGAAACUUUGCAGUCUACUCCAGGGAAGAAAAGAAAGGAUGUGCUGGAGGAGAUGUCCAAGGUCAUUGGAACCUUCAGCAAAAGAAAAUCACAUGAAGAAACUCCUCCUGCAGCCAACAGAAAACAUGGAAAGAAAAUGUGUAUUAAGACAGAAAUGGGAGAGCUGCUUUCAAUUACUCAAAAUGAUGUUGAUUCAGAUGACAGUGAAGAUGCUGACAGCCGUCCUCCUGCCGCACAGUCCAAAAGAUUGACAAACGGACAGAAAGAAAAUGCUUCUCCAGGAGAAGUUAACAUGAACGAUGAACAGACAUUGUCAGCCUCUGCUGAGGGACCCUCCCAAGUUGGUCCCUCGGCAUCCGGCCGUGUCAAACAAGCUUGCAGCAAACGGGGCAGGCCAACAGGGCAAUCAUUGCUACAGGUGAUAGCAGCUGCUGCUGAAAACGCAUCUCAUACCCAAUCAUCUUCAACAUCAAAAUCUCGGGGGAAGCGGAAACAGAAAGAAGGAACAGUGAUGGCAGUGAUAGACCUGACCAGUGACAGUGAGUUUGGGGAGCUGGUUGAUAUCAAGCCUGAUCUGGAGGGCUUACAUAACAGUGUUCUAGAGAACAUCCAGCAAGAAGAGGACAUUAAACCAGAUAAGGAUGCCCUUGAUGAACGCUUGCAUCAGGAAGAUGACUCUAAUAAGCCAUCAUCAUCAGAAGCAGCGCUGGCUGAAACCAAGCAAGAAACGGUGGAAACUUCUUCACAAGAACUACCAGCGGCAUCCCUGACAACAGCUUCAGAACCUCCUCAUGUUCAGCCUACAGAUGGCAGCACUGAGUUUUCAGGGAGCGUGUCAGAAGAUGCUGAAGACACCGCCAUAACACUUGUCCAAGCAAGAGUAGGACAAAAUGUGCACAAGUCAGAACAUAGACGUUUGGCUUCUCAGAAUGGACUUAGCAAAAUGGCAGUUGAUCCCCAGGGUGAUGCUGGAGGUGGGGACGGAAGGGAAUCUGAUGCUGAAAAUGCAGGCGACAGUGACUUUGAUGGGAGAGUGGAUGAUGAUGACAGUGACUACAGAGCUUAUUCCACUGUUGAUGAGAAAGGAGAUUCUAGUGAACCUCAUAUUGACAGACGUCAUUGUGCUGUGACGGAGAAAAGCCGAAGCAACAGUACAGAAGAUGGGAGUGGUGGCUAUAACCAAGGUCUCAGUGACGAUGGAGAUUCUGUUGGCAAACAAGAUCCUAAUGGACGUUCACAUCUGGAGGAGAGCCAUGAAAUAGAUGGCUCUUUGGCUAAAGAACAUGCUUCUGUAGAUUUUCAUGAGAAUAGUAGGGAUGAGUGUGAGUCAGAGACAAGAGAAGAAAAUGAUUCACCAGAUGUGGCAAGGGAUCAGGACAAAGCUGAAGCUGAUUCUCCUGCUAAUCUGCUAGAAGGAAGUUCCUUCAGCAAGAUCAUUCCCAAUCUGGAGGACUCAGUUUCUCCAAAAACAAGCAACGCUUUUGAGAAUAUUGACAAUUCAGCUGUUGGUCAUGAAGAUAAUGAACCCAGUGAACAUAAUACUGAUGAAGACAACAAUGAAUCGGUAGAAGACAGGGUUCAGAUAGUGCGCACAAAGCCGGUAUUAAAAUCAGACAGUAAGCAAUCACUAAAACCUUCUGGCAUUGAUGGUGAAAAUUCAGUCGACGUUGAAACAAAUGUUUGGAAAUGUGAGAAACAGGCAGCAAAACCAGGUUUGAACCAAGUAGACAUGACUUUCUUUGGCAAAAAUCAAGAUACUGAGCCGCUACAUCCUAGUUCUUCAUCAUCGCUGUCGUUCCAUGAUAUGUGUGCUUCCAUGUCCCAUCUCCAGAACCUCUCGUCUCCAGAUACUGCAGCUACUGAGUGUAGUGUCCACAGAACACAUGAUGUGAUCAUGCAGACAGACCUGGACAUGCUUUCUCUGGGGGAGAUGUUGGAACUCUGCACAGCUGCUGGUGAUGUCUGCAGCUUUAAUCAUCAGGUCUCUCAGGUGAAGCAUAAACAUCUCUCAGGGGUUGGAACAGCGGACAAGUCGUUACAGGCCGUGUGUCUAGAACACAACGUGUCCACUGCUGAAUCUCAAACAGAAGACAGUGAGUGGAUGAGGGACAGCAAUGAUCAGGCUGAAGUGGUGGAAGAGCUUCAAACAAAGCUUUCAUUGAGGAGUCAACAGUUGGAAGAUACUGAGAAGAAACUGACUGAAAUCAAUGUCAAUAUUCACAAACUUCUAGGCUACAUCGUGCCAGGAACUGAGUUAGGAGAUGUCAACAACAUUGAUCAGAUAAUCAAAGACAUGAUCCGCAUUCAUGAAGAAUCUUUUCAAGAGACACAGUCCCAAGAAAGUACCAAAGAGAUACAGACUCUAGAAUCUAACCAAGAGACACAGUCUCAAGAAGAAACCAAAGAGAUACAGACUCAAAAUGAUACUACUGUUUCAUAG